AUGGAAGAAGGGGAGGGAGGAGCAAGGAAUGGAAGAAGGGAGGGGAGGGAGGAGCAAGGAAUGAAAGAAGGGGAGGGAGGAGCAAGGAAUGGAAGGGAGGGAGGAGCAAGGAAUGGAACAAGGGGAGGGAGGAGCAAGGAAUGGAAGGGAGGGAGGAGCAAGGAAUGGAAGGAGAGGAGGGAGGAGCAAGGAAUGGAAGAAGGGGAGGGAGGAGCAAGGAAUGGAAGGGAGCGAGGAGCAAGGAAUGGAACAAGGGGAGGGAGGAGCAAGGAAUGGAAGGAGAGGGAGGAGCAAGGAAUGGAAGAAGUGGCGAGUGAGUGA
Messenger RNA from Haliotis rubra (blacklip abalone), 321 nucleotides. RefSeq names its product rRNA 2'-O-methyltransferase fibrillarin-like. The transcript has a single exon. The record is from RefSeq and is a predicted model, not a curated record. NCBI's taxonomy places the organism in Eukaryota, Metazoa, Mollusca, Gastropoda, Lepetellida, Haliotidae. The coding region runs from base 1 to 321 and encodes 106 amino acids.